Prunus persica (peach) is the source of this 1312-nucleotide messenger RNA. Its product is annotated as F-box/kelch-repeat protein At3g06240. The record is from RefSeq and is a predicted model, not a curated record. Bases 50 to 1267 code for a protein of 405 amino acids. Gene Ontology annotation, molecular function: protein binding. NCBI's taxonomy places the organism in Eukaryota, Viridiplantae, Streptophyta, Magnoliopsida, Rosales, Rosaceae. The transcript has a single exon.
AUAUUUCUAUCCCUCGUCGUUCAAUCAUUAGGGUUUAGAGUUUUGCAACAUGUGGGAAGAGAUGGCGUUGCAUCGUAUCUUACCAAGAUUGCCUUCCAAAUCUCUAAUACGAUUCAAAUGUGUUCGUAAAUCGUGGUAUAAUUUGAUCGACAGUCCCACGUUCGUGGAAAAUCACCUCUCCAUUUCAAUGCACAAGAUACACUCCACUUGCGUCCUUUUCAAUCGUUUUAUCUACAGCGAUGCUAACACGGGUGAGAAGGAACUUGCAUUCUCCUUCCUUUAUCUCCGCAAUGAUUACGAUGAUGAUGCUGAAAAUAACGUCAAUUUUGUUGUUGAGGACAUCAAAUUUCCACUUUCUUCAAGACAAUAUAUUGGGCUCGGGGUUAUAGAAUCGCUAUGUAUGGCAGGCCAUUGUCAUGGGAUAGUUUGUCUAAGUGAGUCUAAUAGCAACCUUGUUUUAUGCAAUCCAGGAAUCAAGAAAAUCAAACUUCUACCCAAAUCAUGCCUUCCAGAUUGGUGGGGAUGUGCUGUGGGCUUUGGAUAUGAUCCCAAAUCUAAAGAUUACAAAGUUAGUAGAAUUGCAUCUUAUCAGGCGGACAUUUACGGUGAUGGUCUUAUUCCUCCUCCUAGAGUUGAAAUAUACACCGUCAGUACUGAUUCUUGGCGAGAGAUUAAGAAUAAUUCUUUAGAAACAGAAGCUACUUUCUUUUGUCCUGAUUAUUUUCAGAUGUACUUCCAGGGAAUUUGUUACUGGGUGGGGUUUGAGCAACCAAAACAAUCUGUGGAAUAUGAGGAUGAGGAACAAAAGCCAAUGGUCUUUUUAUUUUAUACGGGUGAUGAAAUAUUUCAUAAUAUAUUACUUCCUGAUAGUUUUUAUACAUAUGAGGACGGAUCGUCUUAUGCUUAUGAAAUGUCUUAUAUUAUGUAUACUGACCUGCGAAUUAUACUGUGGAAUGGAGUGAUUGCUCUUUUUGGCUUUAAUCGUUUCAGUGCAUUUCCUGACUCCUACGGAGUUUGGGUGUUGGAUGACGGUGCUAAGGGUUCUUGGACACAACACUUAACUUUUGAGCCCUUGGUGGGCAUUAAGAGGGUGUUGGAAUUUUGGAAGAGUGACGAGAUUCUGAUGGUUACCGAAGAUGGAGAUAUAGUAUCUUACAACCUUGCAACUGAGAAGCUUAAAAAUCUUCCCAGGAAUAGCUCAUCUGAUUUCGAAACUAUUGUGUAUGUGAAUAGCUUAGUUUCGAUCACAGGGAGGCAACAAGCUUGAGACUGUUGAUACAUAAUUCCAGCAAUAUAAUUUCUCUCUCUUUUU